AUGGGAUCGAGAUUCACCGAGGACACUUCUGUCCUAAGUCCUCAAGGCAAUCCCACAACUCAACAUCGAUCAAUAGACGAUGUUGCCAACGAAAAGCCUAACAGGAAAAUCAAAGCGUCUCUCUGGAGUAGAUGUCACGAUAGAUGGUUCUUUGUAGCUUUCAUGAUCAAUUUUACGCUUUACUUCGUAUUGAGCGCGUAUGCGAUUUUUGAAUUUACCCAAAAUUACGAUGAGAUAAAGAAAGAUACGACCAGUGGAGGUGAUAAGGAUAAUGAGAGUACGAUCAAGGUAGAAACGGGGGAUAUUGAUAAGGCUUUGACUGGCGAUACAACGUAUAUGCUUUUGGGUGCUACAGGAUUAGCUUUGAUCCUGAACUUUCUUCUACUCUUCUUCAUCCGGAAAUUCCCAGGGUUUGUCAUUUGGUCAGGCCCUGUUAUGGCUGUGAUCUUCUGUCUCGCUGCUGCUGGAGGUUUCAUCUAUCUACAAGCUUGGGGGUCUGCCGCCAUAGUCGGGAUUUUCGGUGUCGUCCUAGGUGCCUCACUUUGGUUUCUGAGGGGUAAAUACCUCCUUGCUAGAGACUUACUAGAUACAGCAAACAAAGGAGCCAAAGCCCAUUGGUCGGUAUUCUGGACUGUGCUUAUUGGUCUCGUUGUCGAAGGCUUGGUGUCCCUUUGGAACCUAUUCACAUUCGUGGCCGUUUAUCUUAGAUUCUCUCCUGGUCAAGCUGCGUGCGAUACGGGUGGAUCAUGCUCUGCUGGUCUUUUAGCCACGUUGUUGAUAUACAUUUUGAUCUCUCAUCUUUGGAUUUCCUCCGUGAUUGGAAACGUCAUCAUCUUGACGCUUGCCGGAGGACCAUACUCUCGAUGGUGGUUCGGUACAGACUCGAAAGACAAGAGUGAAUCGUGGUAUGCCUUGAGGAAGGCGACUUCUACCUCUCUAGGGUCAGUGGCAUUUGGUAGUUUGUUGGUUGGGUUGGUGGAAACACUGGCUUUCAUCAUCAAGACUAUCAGUCUAGAGCUGUGCGGAUCAAGUAUAUUCACCUGUUUCUGCUUCUGUGUCAUCAAUAUCAUUGAAGGGUUGUUAGAAGUUUUCAAUAAAUACGUUUAUGUCAAGAUUGGUGUCGAUGAUUUCCAAUACGGUUUCAUCCCAUCGGCAAAGGAAAUUAUCCACAUCGUAAAGAAGAAGAAAGGCGAUCAACGAGUUGGCCUAAACGCCAUGAUCACCGAUUGUAUCGUUGGUUUCUCCCUCUAUACGACAUGUAUAGCUUGCGCUAUCGUCUGCACAGCGGUGACAUACGUCUAUACCAUUAUCAUUGAUGGAACAGCAAAAGUGGAUGAUUGGUGGGAUUGGUUGAUCCUGGUGUAUACUUUUAUUUUGGCCUUGAAUAUCGGUUUGGUCCUCACAUCGGCUCUUGAGGCGGGCGUAUCGACUACUUUGAUCUGUCUAGAUAAGGAUCCAAGUAAAUUGAAAGAUAGAAACCCAAAUUUCUACGAGCACGAAGCGUAUGGUAAUUAUCGUGCGUUGUUGGAGGAGGAGAAAUGA
This is a messenger RNA of Kwoniella mangroviensis CBS 8507, 1542 nucleotides long. RefSeq lists its product as uncharacterized. The transcript has 16 exons. The record is from RefSeq and is a predicted model, not a curated record. NCBI's taxonomy places the organism in Eukaryota, Fungi, Basidiomycota, Tremellomycetes, Tremellales, Cryptococcaceae. The coding region runs from base 1 to 1542 and encodes 513 amino acids. Gene Ontology annotation, cellular component: plasma membrane. Gene Ontology annotation, biological process: transmembrane transport. Gene Ontology annotation, molecular function: transmembrane transporter activity.